AUGUCACUCGACAUUUCUCCUCUUAGAGGUAGUGCUUUAGCGAACGGUAUGUUCACGGCACAUAGCAUGACGCCUCCUGGCAGUGAGUCACAGACUCUUCGGGACCUCAUUGAAGACAACCUUGACGAAGCGGUUGAUUACGAAAGUGACACCGUCUUUGUGGGACCCGAUGGGUCCCCUUUAGCCACCCUCACGGGUGAAGAUGACACUCGUCAUGCACCGAAUCCAUUCCCUGAACGUGGUGCUGCAGAUGCGCUAACAGCGUUACGUGACCCGCCUGACGUAUCAUCAACGGUAACGGUUACCAACCCACUCGACGAGCAGCAACAGCAGACCAUCGACCAAGAGGAAGGCGCCAAGCGCCGGACGAAGAAUAUGGCUAGGCUUCAGGGCCAGGUUCAAGCCACCUACAGUGGAAGAACGCCUUAA
Molecule: messenger RNA, 429 nt
Organism: Peronospora farinosa
Lineage: Eukaryota; Oomycota; Peronosporomycetes; Peronosporales; Peronosporaceae
Source: the annotation of a GenBank genome assembly